Cricetulus griseus (Chinese hamster) is the source of this 4239-nucleotide messenger RNA. Lineage: Eukaryota; Metazoa; Chordata; Mammalia; Rodentia; Cricetidae. The record is from RefSeq and is a predicted model, not a curated record.
AUGACCGACGAGAGCUCCGAUGUCCCCCGGGAGUUGACGGAAAGCAUAAAGGAUGUUAUUGGCAGAAAGAUCAAAAUCUCAGUGAAGAAGAAAGUGAAGCUGGAAGUGAAGGGAGACAGAGUGGAAAACAAAGUGCUGGUGCUCACAUCAUGCCGCGCCUUCCUCCUGUCAGCACGCAUCCCCACCAAGCUCGAGUUAACCUUCAGCUAUCUGGAGAUUCAUGGAGUCAUCUGCCACAAGCCAGCUCAAAUGGCUGUGGAAACUGAGAAGUGUAGCAUGUCCCUGAAGAUGGCAUCACCUGAGGACGUGAGUGAUGUGCUGGCUCACAUAGGCACCUGCUUGCGGAAGAUAUUUCCAGGCCUCUCCCCACUGAGAAUCAUGAAGAAAGUCUCCAUGGAGCCACCUGAGCGCCUGGCCAGUCUCCAGGCCCUGUGGGACAGCCAGACCUUGGCUGAGCCAGGACCCUGUGGUGGGUUUUCACAGAUGUAUGCCUGUGUGUGCGACUGGCUGGGGUUUUCAUACAGGGAAGAAGUACAGUGGGAUGUGGAUACAAUUUAUCUGACGCAAGACACCAGGGAAUUGAAUUUACAAGACUUCAGUCAUCUUGAGCACAGAGACCUGAUCCCCAUCAUUGCUGCCCUGGAGUAUAAUCAGUGGUUCACCAAACUGUCCUCCAAGGAUCUGAAGCUGUCCACAGAUGUCUGUGAACAGAUCUUGAGGGUGGUGAGCAGGUCCAAUCGACUGGAAGAAUUGGUGUUGGAAAAUGCUGGUCUCAGAACAGAUUUUGCACAAAAAUUGGCCAGUGCUCUAGCACAUAAUCCUAACUCAGGACUUCACACGAUCAACCUCUCCGGGAACCCGCUGGAGGAUCGAGGUGUGUCCUCCUUAAGUAUUCAAUUUGCCAAACUCCCAAAGGGAUUGAAGCAUUUAAACCUAUCUAAAGCCUCAUUGUCACCUAAAGGGGUGAACAGCCUUUGUCAGUCCCUCAGUGCCAACCCUCUGACUGCCUCUACCCUCACCCACCUGGACCUCUCAGGGAAUGCUCUCCGAGGAGAUGACCUCUCGCACAUGUACAAUUUUUUGGCCCAGCCCAACACCAUUGUUCACCUGGAUCUAUCUAAUACAGAGUGCUCUCUGGACAUGGUGUGUAGUGCUCUUCUCCGGGGGUGCCUUCAGUGUCUAGCUGUGCUCAACCUCUCCAGAUCUGUCUUCUCUCACAGGAAAGGAAAGGAAGUCCCCCUGUCUUUCAAGCAGUUUUUCAGCAGUUCUAUGGCUUUGAUGCAAAUCAAUCUUUCAGGCACGAAACUGUCUCCUGAGCCCUUGAAAGCACUGCUCUUGGGCCUGGCCUGCAAUCAUAGCUUGAAGGGGGUCUCUUUGGAUCUCAGCAACUGUGAGCUGAGGUCAGCAGGAGCUCAAGUGCUAGAAGGCUGCAUUGCUGAAAUCCAGAACAUCAUCAGCUUAGAUAUCUCUGACAACGGUUUAGAAUCCGACCUAUCUACCCUAAUUGUGUGGCUCAGUAAAAACAGAUCAAUACAGCACCUGGCAUUAGGCAAAAAUUUUAAUAAUAUGAAAUCCAAAAAUCUGACGCCUGUGUUGGACAACUUAGUGCAGAUGAUCCAAGACGAAGACUCUCCUCUGCAGUCCUUGUCCCUGGCUGACUCAAAACUCAAGGCUGAGGUCACCAUCAUCAUCAAUGCAUUGGGCAGCAACACCUCCCUGACCAAAGUGGACAUCAGUGGAAAUGGCAUGGGGGAUAUGGGAGCGAAGAUGCUCGCCAAGGCUCUGCAGAUCAACACCAAGCUCAGGACAGUCAUCUGGGACAAAAACAACAUUACUGCACAAGGCUUUCAAGAUAUAGCCGUUGCUAUGGAAAAGAACUACACACUGAGAUUCAUGCCAAUUCCUAUGUAUGAUGCUUCCCAAGCUCUUAAAACAAACCCUGAGAAGACAGAAGAGGCUCUGCAGAAGAUAGAAAAUUAUCUGCUACGGAAUCACGAGACUAGAAAAUACCUUCAGGAGCAGGCCUACCGCCUCCAGCAGGGCAUUGUCACCAGCACCACCCAGCAGAUGAUUGACCGGGUAUGUGUAAAGGUUCAGGAUCACCUCAACUCCUUGCGAUCCUGUGGGGGCGACGCUAUUCAGGAGGAUUUAAAGGUAGCAGAGCGGCUCAUGCGUGAUGCUAAGAAUUCUAAAACGUUGUUACCGAAUUUAUACCAUGUGGGCGAUGCUUCCUGGGCAGGAGCCAGUGGCCUAUCAUCCAGUCCCAUUCAGGAAACCUUGGAAUCAAUGGCUGGAGAAGUCACAAGAGUUGUUGAUGAACAAUUGAAGGGUUUGCUUGAAUCCAUGGUGGAUGCAGCCGAGAACCUCUGCCCCAAUGUGAUGAAAAAAGCCAACAUCCGACAGGAACUGAUCCACGCCAGCACGGAAAAGAUUUCUAUCCCACGCACCUUUGUAAAAAAUGUCCUGUUGGAACAGUCUGGAAUAGACAUUCUUAACAAAAUUAGUGAGGUGAAGCUAACAGUGGCCUCAUUCUUGUCUGACCGCAUCGUGGAUGAGAUCCUGGAGGCGCUCUCCAACAGCCAUCGAAAGCUGGCGGACCAUUUCAGCAGGCGAGGCAAGAGCCUUACCCAACGAGAGGCCGUAGAGGUGGAGCUGGCUGAGGAAAAGCCAGUGAAACGUGCCACUCUUACGGUGGAGGAUCUCACCGAGGUGGAGAGGCUGGAAGACCUAGACACCUGUAUGAUGACUCCCAAGUCCAAGAGGAAGAGCAUCCACAGCCGAAUGCUGCGGCCUGUCUCCAGGGCGUUCGAAAUGGAGUUUGAUCUUGAUAAAGCCCUGGAGGAGGUGCCGAUUCACAUUGAAGACCCACCUUUCCCAUCAAUCCGGCAGGAGAAGCGAAGCUCCGGGUUGAUUUCUGAGCUGCCCUCAGAGGAAGGCAAGAGACUGGAACACUUUACCAAGUUACGGCCCAAGCGGAACAAGAAGCAGCAGCCUACACAGGCAGCGAUCUGUACCACCAGCAUCGUCCCCCAUGAUGGAGAACAGAACGGCCUCAUGGGCAGAGUGGAUGAAGGUGUAGAUGAAUUUUUCACCAAGAAAGUGACUAAAAUGGAUGGCAAGAGGUCAUCCACACGCUGCUCGGAUGCCCACGAUCUGGGUGAAGGAGAUGAGAAGAAAAAACGGGAUUCUAGGAGAAGUGGCUUUCUCAACCUAAUCAAAUCGCGCUCCAGAACUGAGCGGCCACCCACGGUCCUGAUGCCAGAAGAGUUCUCAUCCCCAAAGGGGGCAAUUCGGAGUCCGCCAGUGGACACCACCAGGAAGGACAUAAAAGCAGCUGAACACAAUGGUGCUGCCGAACGCACAGAAGAGAUGAAGACUCCAGAAUCCCUGGAGGAGGGUCUGUCAGAGGAAGCAAGCAGGGUUGAGCGCAGUGACAGCAGGGUUGAACGCAGCGACAGCAGGGGUAGCCCACAGAGUGGCCGGCGCUAUGUGCAGGUGAUGGGCAGUGGGCUGCUGGCUGAGAUGAAGGCCAAGCAGGAGCGGAGAGCCGCGAAUGCACAGAAGAAGAUUGUCAAUGACGCCAUCUCCCAGGAUUCCUCCAGCCCAGUCUUGAGCAACACAGAGCGGUCAGAUGCGGGCGGAACAGUGCCCAAACUGCACCCAGGUGCUCCAGAGGCCCGCUUUGGUUUGGGAACACCAGAAAAGAAUGCCAAAGCAGAACCCAGAGUGGAUGGGGGCUACAGGUCUCGAAGCUCCUCCAGCGUGCCCACCAGUCCGAAGCCCCUCCUGCAGUCCCCCAAGCCCAGCCCAGGAGCCCGGCCCUCCAUCCCUCAGAAGCCAAGAACUGCCUCCCGACCUGAAGACACCCCAGACUCUCCAUCUGGUCCUAGUUCCCCUAAAGUUGCUCUUCUUCCACCCAUCCUCAAAAAAGUCCCCUCGGACAAGGAGCGUGAUGGCCAGAGCAGCCCCCAGGCCAGUCCCAGGACCUUUUCCCAGGAAGUGACAAGCCUUCCAGUGGAGGGAAAAGAUCUUCAAAACUCUACUCCACCAUUGCAGAAGAGGAAGUGAAUGCACCUGGGUACAGGAAGUCACAGCCAACAAAUGUCUCAAGGAGAAGCUGGGGUCCACAGGCUCAGGAGUAUCAAGAACAAAAACAACAGUCCUCUGGCAAAGAUGGUCACCAAGGGAGCAAAUCCAGUGACUCUGGAGAAGAGGCAGAAAAAGAGUUUAUUUUUGUGU